Molecule: messenger RNA, 1683 nt
Organism: Eucalyptus grandis
Lineage: Eukaryota; Viridiplantae; Streptophyta; Magnoliopsida; Myrtales; Myrtaceae
Product: disease resistance protein RUN1-like
Exons: 5
Coding region: 1-1683 (560 amino acids)
Biological process (GO): defense response; signal transduction
Source: RefSeq, a predicted model, not a curated record
AUGGCAAACCCAGAAGCUGGAACCAGUGGUGAUGUUGCACCAGCAUCAGGAUGUGAGUAUCAAGUGUUCCUAAAUUUUAGAGGAUUCGACACUCAUCAUGGAUUCACGGACUUCCUUUACAAUCACUUGGUAGAUGUCGGAAUCCGUGUAUUCAGGGAUGAUGAUGAACUUAAGGUCGGUGAAGUGAUUGGUGAGAACUUGGUAGGUGCUAUCAACAACUCCAUAAUUUACAUACCCAUCUUCUCUAAGAAUUAUGCUUCCAGUAAAUGGUGCCUUCUGGAGCUUGCGCAUAUAGUGAACAACGUGUCUAAUUCAAAGGACAAAAAGAGUAUCAUUCCCAUUUUUUUCAACGUGAAAUCUGAUGAUGUUAAACUUAAAACAUCCGUAUAUAGCAAUGCUUUAUCAGAACAUGAGAGGAAGUCUCCUGACCAAGUCAAAGUGUGGAAAGUGGCUCUUGCAAAGGUAGGAGAAAUCAAGGGAAGCAACGUGGAAGAGAACACAAGAGACUAUCCUUUGGAUGAUUAUCGUGAGCUUUCAAGGAAAAUUGUUUCACUUAUGGGAGGUCUUCCCUUGGCUAUUGAAGUGGUAGGUUCUUUACUUAAGUAUAAAGAAGACAAAACAAUUUGGGAAGAGAAGAUAAUCAAGUUAACUGAAGUACUUGAUAAAGGUAUUCUAGAUGUGUUGAAGAUUAGCUAUGAUGAGCUAGACGAAUUUCAAAAAAAAAUUUUCCUUGAUAUAGCAUGCUUCUUUUUCAAUGAGAAGAAGACCGAUGCUAUCUUUUUCAAUGAGAAGAAGACCGAUGCUAUUUACAUGUGGGAAAGUUGUAAAUUUUAUCCUCGAGGAGGAAUUGAAGUCCUCACCAAGAGGUGUUUGAUAAAGACAUUGGAUGAUGAUAAGUUUUGGAUGCAUGAUCACCUUAUAGCACUAGGAAAGCAAAUUGUUUAUGAAGAAAAUCAAGAUGACCCUGCAAAGCGGAGUAGGUUGUGGAAUGCGGAAGAGGCCCUUCAAAUCAUAGGAACCGAAGAGCGUAAGGACAAGGUUCAAGCGAUUGAGAUAGAUGGAUUGGACGACAACAUAGAGGUCAAAAGUGAGGACUUUAAAAGUUUACCAAAUUUGAGAUUCCUCCGAUUGGGCCAUGGAACUUUUGUUGAAGACUUCUCAAAGUGUCGUUCAAACUUGAGAUGGAUAUCUUGGCGUCAUCCUGAAAAUUUUAGAGCUAACAAUAUUUAUUUGGAUCGUCUUAUUGUUUUCAAACUUGACAUUAGUAUCUUGGAGGAUGAUUCAAAAGCUUGGGACUUGAUAAAGAGGGCACGGAAUCUGAAAGUUCUAUCACUUACCAGGUGUCAUGGCAUAACAAGAAUCCCAGACUUCUCUAAAUGCUUGGGUUUAGAGAAGUUAACUCUUAAACGCUGCAGUAGGCUAAAGAGAAUUGACAGCUUCAUUGGAGAUUUACGAUUGUUGAUUAAGUUAGAGGUUGAAAGGUGCAAUGUGCUUACUAAUGUUGAGGGCCUCCACAAGCUAAGGUCUCUGGAAUACUUGGAGGUCAUAGGGUGCACGUCAUUGGGAAGGUUUAUUGGUGCAUCCGCCACAAAUAUUCCAGAUGAUUGCUCUAUCAAUAUAGAGGGGAUUAUAACAAACCGUUAUGGAGAGGAGACUCUUCCGGAUACAUCAAACGAGGUGUGA